AUGCAGGAUUCCUUCUGGAAGCGCACUACUCGACGCACCGAAGAGUGCAAGACAGGCGCGAAAAGCGCAGCCACCAACCACCAACAGAGCGCAGCGAGUGCCAAGUGGCCCGUCGGUGCCGGGGGAUGGGCGUCGGCCGAGGUGCGCGGUGCAGCUGGCGACUGGCGACUGGCGACUGGCGACUGGCGACUGGCGACUGGCGACUGGUGGGCGGCCGCUGAGUGGACGGGCGUGGGGCGUGUCGAGACCCCCACUUCCCCCCACUGCGCUACGGCCGCGCAGAACGCUUCGCGCCCCUUGCAGGCCCGUCGCCGCCAGUGA
Messenger RNA from Ascochyta rabiei, 321 nucleotides. RefSeq lists its product as uncharacterized. Bases 1 to 321 code for a protein of 106 amino acids. The record is from RefSeq and is a predicted model, not a curated record. Lineage: Eukaryota; Fungi; Ascomycota; Dothideomycetes; Pleosporales; Didymellaceae. The transcript has a single exon.